UAUAUUUGGAAGGAAAGAGAAAGUGAGUCGCUCUAUGUAAACAUUUAAUUUGUCUUCGUUUCGAGGUAGUAUUUCGAUCAUUUGAUUUGAAUUGAUCACAAGUUGUCACUGUCAGUGGGGAAUGAUCUUCAUCGUCGGCAUCAAGUGAGCACGUGGUUGCGAGGCUGUGUAUGUCAUAAACAAAAACAAAUGUUUUUGAGUUUCGGAAGGGCUGCUGCUGCUGGAGGUUGUAGAGGAAUUGGAAGAGCUGCUGCUGUUAGUUGUGGUGAUACAGGAAUAGGAAGAUCUGUUGGAGGUAUUGGUUUAAGGACGUCUGUUUGGAGACGCGAGGUGUUAUCCAUCGAGGGUAAGGUUCAUCAACGGUUGCAGUUGCAUUGGCAAAGGCAAAGGCAGUUGCAACGGCAGCGGCAGUUGGGUGGUGUAUCGGCAAGCGGGAAGAACGGCGUGCUACUACCGUUAUUGGACCGUCCUGCCCCUCUACGUAGAGUUUAUAAUCGGAGCGGAGCGGCAGUGGUUCAGUCGGUUGCCGUGUCAGUGUUAGUAGGGCGGCGAUUGCAGUUACAGCCGACGACGACGACCCACGUACCAGAGGAGCCGUGCAGAAGAACGUACUCAACGUCUCUCACCGAGAAAGUGAAAAUGCCUGAAGCAAAGCCUUUCGAGCGCCUUCCGAACGCCGUGAAGCCGCUUCACUACCAGCUAUCCAUCACGCCCGACCUGAAAUCGCUCACUUUCGUAGGAGAUGUCUCCAUAAAAAUUGAGGUUGUGAAGGAAACGAACAGGAUUGUACUUAACGCCUUAGACUUAGAAAUAAAAGCUGUGAAUUUGAGCGAUGGACAAGAACCCAGCAAAGUGAAUGUCUCGGCGGAAGAUGAAACUGCAGAAUUCACAUUCAAUAAACCAUUGGCGGUCGGCAGUUACAACCUUAAUGUUAAAUUUAAUGGGGAAAUCAAUGAUAAAAUGAAAGGCUUAUACCGCAGCAAGUACGUGAACGAGAUUGGUGUGGAGCAGUACGCUGCUGUUACGCAAUUCGAGUCCACAGAUGCAAGGAGAUGCUUCCCAUGUUGGGAUGAGCCCGCAUGUAAAGCCACCUUUGAUAUAGCUCUCGUCGUACCGCCUAAGCUUGUGGCGCUUUCCAAUAUGCCGGUGAAGGCGACCAAAAGCGUUGGUGAUCUGAUCAAGUACGAUUUCGAGACGACGCCCAUCAUGUCCACGUACCUGGUGGCAGUCGUCGUCGGGGAGUACGAUUACGUCGAGGAUAAAUCCUCCGACGGAGUGCUCGUCCGCGUUUACACCCCGAAAGGAAAGAAGGAGCAGGGUCAGUUCGCACUCGAGGUAGCCACCAAGGUGUUGCCUUACUACAAGGACUACUUCAACAUCGCCUAUCCUCUUCCCAAAAUCGAUCUUAUCGCGAUCGCCGACUUUAGCGCUGGCGCCAUGGAAAACUGGGGCCUGGUCACUUACAGGGAAACUUGCCUGUUGGUCGAUCCCCAAAAUACGUCGGCCGUGCGAAAGCAGUGGAUCGCUUUGGUGGUCGGACACGAGUUGGCUCACCAAUGGUUUGGAAACCUGGUAACCAUGGAAUGGUGGACCCAUCUGUGGUUGAACGAAGGUUACGCUUCCUUCGUGGAAUUCCUCUGCGUGAACCAUUUGUUCCCAGAAUACGAUAUCUGGACCCAAUUCGUGAACGACAUCUACAUCAGAGCUUUAGAAUUGGAUUGCCUGAAGAACUCCCAUCCCAUCGAAGUGCCUGUCGGACAUCCAUCGGAGAUCGAUGAGAUUUUCGACGAUAUCAGUUACAACAAGGGAGCUUCUGUCAUCCGCAUGUUGCAUUAUUACAUCGGCGACGAGGAUUUCCGCAAGGGAAUGAAUCUGUAUUUGACUCGCCAUCAGUACAAGAACACCUUCACCGAAGAUCUUUGGGCAGCCCUGGAGGAAGCCAGCAAGAAGCCGGUUGGUGAUGUCAUGUCCACCUGGACCAAGCAAAUGGGAUUCCCAGUUGUGAAAAUCUCGAGCAAGCCAUCCGGAGACGGCAAAGGUUGCAUCUUGAGUCUCGAGCAGAGCAAGUACUGCGCGGACGGCGUCCAACCAUCCGAAGAGUACGUCUGGAUGAUCCCCAUUUCUGUAUCUACCUCUAAAAAUCCGGGCAAAGAAUCUGCCAGUACCGUAUUGAAAACCAAAACCGGAGAAAUAUUUGUACCUGACGUUGGUCCGAACGAUUGGAUCAAAGUUAAUCCAGGAACCAUCGGCUACUAUAGAACACAAUAUCCCACCGACAUGCUCGAACGUCUUGUACCUGCAAUCCGCGACCGCAGUCUACCUCCUCUUGAUCGUUUGGGACUGUUGGACGAGCUUUUCGCCAUGGUCCAAGCUGGUCACACAAGUACCAUCGAAGUACUUAAGCUCAUGAACGCCUUCGAAGCUGAAGAGAACUACACCGUUUGGUCCUCGAUUAGUAAUGUACUUACUAAGUUGGGCGUGUUGCUUUCACACACCGAUUGCGAUGAAGCCUUUAGAAAAUACGAAAAGAACUUGUUGAGCAGAAUAUCAAAGCGUUUGGGAUGGAAUCCUUUAGCAAAUGAGACGCAUUUGGAUACUUUGCUCAGAGGAUUGGUUCUUGGAAGAUUGGCUUGGCUCGACGAUGAAGACACAGUCGCCGAAGCUAAGAAGAAAUUUGAGCAGCACAUCAGCAACGGGCCAAAUCUGCAGGCCGAUUUGCGCAGCGCUUGCUACAAAGCUGUGCUUAGGGCCGGUGACAAGGACACCUACGAUACAAUGUUGAAAUUGUACCGUUCUUCCGAUUUGCACGAAGAAAAGGAUAGAAUUAGCAGAGCGCUCGGUGCUACCAAAGAUGUUGCGCUUUUAUCGAAAGUGCUUGAAUUCGCCAUGUCUGAAGAAGUGCGCUCACAGGACACCGUGUUCGUGAUCAUGUCUGUUGCUAUGACCAGAGUCGGAAGGGAAUUGUCCUGGCAAUUCUUCAAAGAUAACUGGAAGGUGCUCAUUGACAGAUACCAAGGUGGAUUCCUUUUGGCCAGAUUGGUGAAGUUCACGACAGAGAGCUUUGCUACUGAAGAGAUGGCCAGGGAGGUGGAGACAUUCUUUAAGGAGCACAAGUCGCCUGGUACGGAGAGAACCGUCCAGCAGGCAGUAGAGACGAUCAGGUUGAACGCAUCCUGGCUGGCCAGGGAUACCGAUGCCAUCAAGAAAUUCCUCAGCUCGCAGUAGAUUCAUACUUACUUAAAAUAAUGUACUUUUUGGGUAAUAUAUUAUAUUAUAUGCCAGUGACUGUACCUAAUAUUUUAAUGUUUAUAAUAUUUUGUAUUAUUCAGUGUUUAUUGUAAUUUAUUAACUAUAGAGAAAAUAUGAAUGGGAUAGCAGUCGCACUACUAUUCUCCCGUUUGGAUUUUAUUAUUUUAUUUUACCAUGCGUUCCCCGGUGGUAUAUUUCUUUAUGAAAUCAACUUUUUCGAACACUUGUUGCCAUUUUUUGUUUAUUAUUAU
This is a messenger RNA of Nicrophorus vespilloides, 3500 nucleotides long. RefSeq names its product puromycin-sensitive aminopeptidase. The record is from RefSeq and is a predicted model, not a curated record. The transcript has 5 exons. Gene Ontology annotation, cellular component: cytoplasm. Gene Ontology annotation, biological process: proteolysis; peptide catabolic process. Gene Ontology annotation, molecular function: zinc ion binding; peptide binding; metalloaminopeptidase activity. Bases 190 to 3225 code for a protein of 1011 amino acids. NCBI's taxonomy places the organism in Eukaryota, Metazoa, Arthropoda, Insecta, Coleoptera, Silphidae.